Molecule: messenger RNA, 3093 nt
Organism: Arabidopsis lyrata subsp. lyrata
Lineage: Eukaryota; Viridiplantae; Streptophyta; Magnoliopsida; Brassicales; Brassicaceae
Product: F-box/FBD/LRR-repeat protein At2g26030-like
Exons: 4
Coding region: 642-1973 (443 amino acids)
Molecular function (GO): protein binding
Source: RefSeq, a predicted model, not a curated record
AAUUUUAGUUAAAUAUUGAAUGGAUCGUUCUAUAUAUAGUUGACAAGUCCAUCAAAUAUUUGUAUUUUAUUAAUUUUUGAGAACCCCUCCAUUAGACUAUAAUUAAGAGCUUUUUGUGUAACUUUAUGAGUCUAAGAAAUGAUCUUUGUGAUAGGAUCUGAAUCUCACUUUCUUAGAAGCAGAUAAAGCCAAGUAGAUAUAAACAUAGUUAAUGAUCUGAAGACAGCAAAGACUUUAUCUCACUUUCUUCAGACCAACCAAGAACAUAUUUCGAACUUAUCAAAAAUCUUAAUUGACUUCAAAUCAAGCUCCAUCUGAAAGUAUUAUGACCUGCAAAUUGAAAUUAAUUUUUUUAGUAAAGUUAUAUUGUAAUUAAAACUUCUGAAAAUAUUUGGAACAAAUGUGUCUUUCUUGUAAGGACUGAAAUUAGAUAAUUACGUUACGAGUAAGAAAAAAGGUUUCCCUUUUCCUCGAAAUGACGUCGUUUUGUGUUGAUUCAUUUCACAAAGUUGGAAUUUCUCCUUAAUUUUCAGUCGUCACUUCGGCGGACAAUCCGACGGCGAAUCAAAUUGACGGUGAGAUUUAGAGACUCAGAUUUUUCUCUCUCUCUCGAUUUUACGUUUAAGGUUUCAUUUGUCGUGAUGGAUUGCGAUAGAAUCAGCGAAUUGCCGGAUUCUCUGCUAACUCAAAUACUCUCAUACCUUCCUACCAAAGUUUCCGUCACGACAAGCGUUUUAUCGAAGAGAUGGGAAAAUCUCUGGCUUAGGGUUCCUGGACUUGACUUCACCGUCAAUGAUGAAUUACCUCCUGCCUCCAAAUGCCUUGUGAGCUUCAUUGACAAUUUUAUGGAGUUCAGUCACACAUUACGAAUGAAAAAGUUCUUGAUAAAGUAUCACGGAAACAUCUAUAAUUACUGUGGAUUCAUGAAGUGGAUCGGUCCCGCGGUAGAUAGGGGAAUUCAACAUCUAAGUGUUGAGAGCUUGCUACUUUAUAAUAUGCCUCAUAAUAUCUAUCAGAGCAAGACAUUGGUGUCUUUAAAGCUUGUAGCCGUAGGGCUUGAGAAUCCAGAGUUUGUUGUUUCUCUACCUUGUCUCAAGACCAUGUAUCUUGAAAACGUUUUGUACUGUCAUAAUAAUCCUUUGUUUAUUGAGAAACUCAUCUCUGGUUGUCCUGUCCUUGAAGAGCUUACCUUUAUUAAGUCUAUUUAUUAUAAUAGACUAGAAGUUUUGCAGCUUCUGCGUGUGAGGUCUCAGUCUCUGAAGAGCUUUCAUUUUACGUAUGGGUUUCAAGAUCUUGGUAAAGCUAUUACGGUUGAGAUUGAUGCUCCACAACUUAAGUAUAUGAAUAUCAGAGAUAAUCAAUCUGAUAGGAUUGUGGCGAAGAAUUUGAGGUCCUUGUUCAUGAUCGACAUUGACACCAUAUUUAAUGUUAACUAUGGCAGUCGUUUGUUACCCGGGGAUUUAAGCAAGAGAGAUAUUAUCCGUGAUUUUUUAACGGGGAUAUCUAGUGUAAGACAUAUGAUCAUCUCUCACCGGACUCUGAAGAUCCUCUAUCGAUAUUCCAAAUUGGGACCGUUUCCCAAAUUCGAUAACUUGUAUCGUUUAGAGGCUUCAAUCUCUAGCUCCAUGUUACAAUUCUUGACAGUCUUUCUUGAGAGCUGUCCGAAUCUGAAAUAUCUCAUCUUGGACUUUGUUGUUUCGACAGGGCCAGAGCAGAUUGAACUUAAAUAUGUACCUCCGUGUCUGUUGUUGAAUCUGGAGUGUGUUGAGAUUAAAGAACUGAUGUUGGAGGAACAGACUGGGAAGAAACUAGUGAAAUACUUUCUUGAGAAUUCAGUAGUUCUCAAGAAACUCAAUAUGCGUUUUAGAGAUUCUCCUACAAUCAACCAAGCUUCAGAUAUCUCCAAGGAGCUUCUUACAUUCACAAAUCGUUCUCACAAAUGUCAGAUUAGCAUUAAUGGAAGAUCAGUGUAGACAUUAAACUUACUCUUCGAAUCCCUGACGAUUAAUAUCUUGGUCUUCAACAUCUGGUUAUCGACAGCUGUGUGGUGCUUUAUAUUAGACAUCUCAUGCCGCCAUACAUUUAUAACAGGAAGACAUAGUUGUCCUUUAAACUUGAAAACGUACCAAGUUUGUUGUUAAGAUCCUAAUAAAGGAAAACGUUGUCCUUGUCUCAGGCUGUUGUGUUAAUAAUGGAAAAUCUGACUGUGGUAAGGAAUCUUGUUCAGAGUGUAAGCUGUCAGACUCUAAAAGAGCUUUUUGUGUGAGUUUCAAACUCUGAACAGAAAAAUGGAUUGUGUAGCAUAUGUGUUUGAGAUUGAUGCUCCAAUUAAAGCUUGUACGCGUAGGGCUUGUGAAUCCAGAGUGUUUAAUUUGUUUCUCUACCUUGUCUCAAGAUCAUGCAUUUGGAAAACAUUUUUUGUGGUAACGAUGGUCCUUUGGCUGUGGAGAACCUCAUCUCAAGUUGUCAUGUUCUUGAAGAUCUUACAGUGGUUAGGUCUAUUGAUCGUUAUUGUGACAUUUAUAACAGCAAGACAUUGUUGUCUUUUAAACUUGAAAUCGUACCAGCUUGUUGUGCCAAGAUCCUUCGAUAGUGGGGAAGCUCGUCUCGGGCUGUCAUGUUCUUGAAAACGUACAAGUUUGUUGUGUCAUGAAUCUUGAUGACAAUGUGGUGGUUCUGCGUGUCAGGUCUCAGACUCUGAAAGAGCUCUUAGUGUAAGAGAAGAAUGGCGAAGUGUUUUAAAGCCUCUAGAAGAAGCAGAGUAUUUCAGCUUAAAAGGGUUAAAGUCGGAGGGUUGGGUUGAAGUAGAGUCUCUCAGAGACACUAAUGAGAUUGGUAACACGUGUGGUCACGUGUGAGACUUUUAAAACCCUAAACGCCUCUGUUUUCUAUUCUGCAUAUAAAAAAGAGCAGCCUCCAUCGUUGUGGUUAUGCUUGUUCUCAUGAAUCUGUUUGCGCCUAUGAACAUCGUUUUUCUUUCGUUUUUAUUUGUAGGACUUUGGUAGCUGAACUUAGCUAUGUGCCUCGUGUCUAUUUUUGAAUCUUUUGUGUGUUUUUUUUUUGCUAAAGGACAAAACUAGUGAGGUAUUUGUA